AUGAAGGUAUAACUAAUUAGCCUUCUUCUGUUUUAUUUGGUUACUUGCAAAAACAUACCAUUAUAAUUAGAGAUUGGGUUAAUUCAAUUUGAAGGUCUUUAGCCUGGAAAACUAUAAUAUUAAGAAAUUUAAUUUGAUCAGCCAUUUAUCCGUGUCCCUUAGGUUGCUUUAACAAUUAAUAGUCUAAUGAAUCAUAAUUCUUAAGUGUACUUCAGCAAGAUUUACAAUGUGACCACUGAUGGAUUUACAAUGGGAGUUUUGAGUGGAACUGAAUAAUCCUUAGAAUAUCGUUACAUGGCUAUCGUUGAUGAUAGAGUCCAAGUGAAUUGUCUGAAUUUUAAAGUCAAAGAAAUUGUGUUCAUUCCUUAUCUAAAAUAGUUUGUCAAAGUACCUAAAUCAUGGGUUUUCUUAACUGGAGUCAGGUAAUAAAGCAACACCUUCUCAUUUUAAUAAGAUGUAAGAAAUGAGGGAAUUAUGCUUAAGUUCCAAUCCAUUGACACUGAAAUAUUGGGAGUCUGUGUUGUGGCUGGUGCAAUUGAUAUUCUAUAGUCUAAGAUUGAUGAUCUGCCAACAUUCUAAGGAUACAACCUUAUGAAACAGUAGACAGCUCUAUCGAUCAUAGCUUAAUCAAGUUUUAUCUGUGAAGAUGAAUGCUUAUUAUACUUUAGUAAUUCUUAUUAUAAGUUAGGGAAUGAUUAAACUAAACAAUUAAAAAUUAGUACUGAAUUUCAUAAUCAACAAGAAAAGCCAACAUUAUCAAAAUUCAUACCCUUUAAGAAAGAAAAUCCCAUUGUUACAUAGGAAAAGGUUGAGAAUCUUAUAGAAUAAACUAUUAAAAUAAAUAAUAUUGAAUAACCACACACUUCUCAUGAGGAGAGUUUAAAAAAGAUGAUAAAUUAAUAAAUUUAAAAUUUGGAAGAAUAAAUAAAUCAUCCUAAUGGAAUUAAUAGUUUUGAUUCGAAUCUUAAUGAAAUGCCAUAACAAGAACCUGUUGACAGCGAAAGCGAAUCUGAAGACGAAGAAGAUGGAAUUAGCAUGACUAGAAUUUCAAAACCAAUUAAUAUUGAAGAAGAAUUAUAGAAAUUGGAAAAGAUUUCAGAAGAUAGAACCAAAAAGAUAAACAUCAUAGAAUUCAAUCCUAAAGAAUCCAUUAAUGUUUCAUUUUUAUCUAGAAAUAAUAUUGAUAUGCAAGAAGAAAGCAAAGCUGAAAAACUGAUUGAAUUAAAAUAUAUUGAUAGAGCUCCUAAGUUUUCACCUAAGAUUUAGUAGAUGAUUGAAGAAGCAAAGAAGAAUAUCGAAGUUGAAUAGUCAACAACAGAUAAAGUAGAAUCUCCAAUAAAUAACAAACUAACAAUUAAAGAUUAAUUAAAAUUAAAGACAGAAAGUUUAAUUCAAUAGAUUGAGAAUACUUCGCAUAUUUCAAAAUUCGAUGAUGAUACGGACAGAAGUGCUCAUAAAUAAUAAUUUACAGUCAAUAAUAAAAUUGAACAAUAAACAUAAGAUAUACCUAAUCCAUCUAAAGAAGAGGAAUCAAGAAUACCUACUCCAAAUAAUGAGAAAAAACACUCUAAAUCACCUAUUCUAAAUGAAUAUGAUACAAUCUUUGCUUAAUUUGCUAACAACAAUAAUAUAAGAUCUGUAAAACCAUAAUAACAUUUUUCUAGUCCAUUGAUUGAAUCAGAAAUCAAAAUUGAACUCGUUUAAGAGGAAUAGCAGAUUGAACCUAAACAAGAAUUAAAAAUUCUUAAUCCAAGAGAAGAAAGACUUUAAAAAUAUUUGUAAAAAGCUGAUGAAGUUGAUCUCAACUUCUUAGAAAACAUUAAACUUGUUUCAGAGUAGAGUUAAUAACUGGAAGAUUAACCAAUAGAACAAGAAUAAAUAUAAGAAAAUUUUGAUUAAUCCAAUGUAUCAUAUACGGAAUAAUUAAAUAUGAGAAAAAAUUAAAUUCUUUAGGAACUUUAACAGAAAUACAAUAUAAAGGCUUCUCCGAUUUAGAGUUUUGAAGAAUUUAAAUUAAAAGUACCUUAAGAUCAGUACCCACAAAUAUUGUAUGAGAAAUAUCUUGAAUAAUUGAAAAAGCAACAAAUAGGAGCCAGCUUUAUUGAAACCGAUCACAAUGUAAGAUCGGUAGAAAACUCAUAUCAACUUGAAGCAGCCUAUUAUGAAUGGCAUUUAUAAAAAAAUAUAUGAGUUGAUAAAUUAUCCAAUCAAUUAUCAGUAUUUUUUAAUAAAAA
Messenger RNA from Paramecium tetraurelia, 2234 nucleotides. RefSeq lists its product as uncharacterized. The record is from RefSeq and is a predicted model, not a curated record. Gene Ontology annotation, biological process: cell adhesion. The transcript has 6 exons. Gene Ontology annotation, molecular function: carbohydrate binding. NCBI's taxonomy places the organism in Eukaryota, Ciliophora, Oligohymenophorea, Peniculida, Parameciidae.